GUAAACAAAGACAAGGUGAAGCAGCUGAUGAGGGAUAUCGGAAAAGAGAUUUACCACCUGAACAUGGCUGGGUGCUACUGGCUGCCCAGCUCCUCUAUUGAUCAUAUAAGACGAUGCAAGAACCUGGUAAAACUGAACUUGUCUGGGUGCCACAUCACCUCUCUCCAUCUCUCAAAGACACUGUCCAUGCUCCAGCACCUGCGCUCCCUGGCAAUAGAUGUCAAUCCAGGUUUCGAUGCCGGUCAACUAAGCAGUGAGUGUAAAGCCACUCUUAGCCGUGUCUUGGAACUGAAGCAAACCCUUUACACUCCAUCGUAUGGUGUUGUUCCGUGCUGCACUAGCCUUGAGAAACUACUGCUUUAUUUUGAGAUCCUUGAUCACUCGCGGGAAGGUUUUAUGCUUUCUGGGCAACUAAUGGUAGGUGAGAGCAAUGUCCCCCAUUACCAGAACCUUCGUGUCUUCUACGCUAGGCUGGCUCCUGGCUAUGUUAAUCAGGAGGUGGUGAGGCUGUACUUGGCUGUGCUGAGUGAUCGAACUCCUGAGAACCUUCAUGCCUUCCUCAUUUCUGCCCCUGGUAGUUUUGCAGAGACAGGAGCCACUAAAAACCUUCUGGAUUCCAUGGCUCGAAACGUACGUCUGGAUGCUUUGCAAUUGCCCAAAGCCUGGAUUAAUGGCUCUGGCCUCCUGCAGCACUUGAAGUUCAACAACCCUUUCUACUUCAGCUUUAGCCGAUGCACCUUAUCUGGUGGUCAGUUGAUCCAGAGGGUUAUGAAUGGUGGGAAGGAUCUUAAAAGCUUGACCAGUCUGAAUCUCAGUGGCUGUAUUCAUUGUCUGGCUCCGGAAUCCUUGUUUCGAAAAGCAGAAGAUGACAUUGACAGUAGCAUUCUGGAAAGUCUGGUAGUGUCUUGCUGCAACUUGAGACACCUCAACCUCUCUGCAGCUCACCAUCACAGCUCAAAAAAUAUAGGGAAUCAUUUGUGCCAACUUCUGGCCAGACUAAAGCACCUACUCUCAUUAGCACUACCAGUCUGCUCCAUCACAGAUGUUGCUGCGAACAUGGAAAAGCCUCCCGUGCAGUCUAAUGUGAUGCCCCAAACAUUGGGAAAGAAAGUCCGUAUCGGGAUACAGACGUAUUCAAAUCAGAAGUCACAGUCUUCAGUAUUCUGGGCUUUGAUGGGAAACCUUCCAUUUUUGCAAAACUUGGAAAUAAUUGGGUCCAGUUUUUCCUCUGCAAUGCCCCGCAACGAGCCAGCAAUUCGGAACUCAUUGCCCCCUUGUGUCCGGGCACAGAGCGUGGGGGAUUCGGAGGUAGCUGCCAUUGGCCAACUGACUUAUUUGCAAAGCCUCACCUUAGCACAGCUGCCAAACAUCCUUACUGGCUCUGGGCUUGUUAGCAUUGGAUUGCAGUGCCAGCACUUGCGGACUCUUUCGUUGGCCAACCUGGGCAUGAUGGGGAACGUGGUCUAUAUGUCUGCUCUCAUGGACAUGUUGAAACACUGCAAGUGUUUGAGAGAUCUCAGGCUAGAACAGCCGUACUUCAGUGCGGGCACCCAGUUCUUCCAGGCACUGAGUCAUUGCUCUUCUCUCCAGCGGCUUUGCAUCGUCUCCCGGAGUGGGACUCUGCAGUCUGACGCAGUGAUGUCAUUCAUGGCCAACUGCCUUGAGGUCAUCAUGUGCCACAUGUUUAUGGGAGAAUCUCUUACCGUUUGCAAAAAUCUUCAGCAGUCUAUUGUCCGGAGUUUCCAGGCAGACCGCCCUGCAUUAAAUGUCGUCAUUUUCCCGCUGCUGCAUGAGGACUUGACAGAGGUCAUCAGAGAUGUCCCCAUGAGGCACUUGGAUGAAAUUACCUUGUUUAAAAGCAGAGUGGCCGAGGAACCUCCCAACCUGUGGUGGUGACUGUCACGGUGUGGAAAGGACAAUUGGAGUGAACACAUGAAAGAGCUUCUCAUUAGCCUGGAUUCCUCAUCUUCAGCCCAUGGACACCUCACUGGAUGCUGUACAAUCACUUUAAUUAGGUGCAAUUACAAAAUAAAAAUGCUGGGCCUUUGCCAUGGGCAAACAUCUACUGGGUAAAACUUGCAUCUGAAAAGCCUAUCUCCAAGGCUUCCGGAGUACAAUGAGUAUUUCCUUGCGGUUAAUAAUGAAUUGCUUUGCUAUUUUACUUAAGUUAAAGGUAAGAGAAACUGACUUAGUGAUGCUCUUUCUGUGUGUUGCCUGGUGUAAGGGCCCCUGUGUACUUUGGCAGUGUGCUUUGUGAUAAUGGUGGAAAUC
Messenger RNA from Rhea pennata, 2271 nucleotides. Its product is annotated as F-box/LRR-repeat protein 18-like. Bases 28 to 1896 code for a protein of 622 amino acids. Gene Ontology annotation, molecular function: protein binding. NCBI's taxonomy places the organism in Eukaryota, Metazoa, Chordata, Aves, Rheiformes, Rheidae. The record is from RefSeq and is a predicted model, not a curated record. The transcript is spliced from 3 exons. Gene Ontology annotation, biological process: SCF-dependent proteasomal ubiquitin-dependent protein catabolic process.